Molecule: messenger RNA, 794 nt
Organism: Vespula vulgaris
Lineage: Eukaryota; Metazoa; Arthropoda; Insecta; Hymenoptera; Vespidae
Product: peptidoglycan-recognition protein SA-like
Exons: 4
Coding region: 98-658 (186 amino acids)
Biological process (GO): peptidoglycan catabolic process; innate immune response
Molecular function (GO): zinc ion binding; N-acetylmuramoyl-L-alanine amidase activity; peptidoglycan binding
Source: RefSeq, a predicted model, not a curated record
UAAUCUCAUUUACUCGAGCAUUAUUUUAACUGUGACUUUGACACAUUAACGAAGGAAUAAAAUUGUGCGAAAAGAAAAUAAAAGAAAGUGAAAAAAAAUGAUUAUUAAAUUGUUAACAAUAUGUCUGAUAUUUCAUAUAUCCGUUGCUGAUGACGAUUGUCCGAAAAUAUUAUCCAAGGCUGCAUGGGGAGGAAAGACCGAGAAAAGUAUAAAUUUUCUUAUAAUACCAAUAUUAUACGUAAUAAUACAUCAUACUGUAACACCUGAAUGUACAACACGUAAAGAAUGUUCAACAAGAGUACAAUCCAUUCAAUCUUAUCAUAUGGAUUCGUUAGGUUGGAACGAUAUUGCUUUUUCUUUUCUAAUCGGUGGCGAUGGUAAUAUUUACGAGGGUAGAGGAUGGACGAAGGAAGGUGCCCAUACUUAUGGAUAUAACAAAAAAUCUGUGGGCAUAGCAUUCAUUGGUAAUUUUGAAGAUAAAGAUGCAAGCGAUAAAAUGUUGAACGCGGCACACAAAUUGAUCAGAUGUGGUAUUUCUCAAGGUGUCUUACGUGAAAAUGUUCGUGUGAUCGCUGCUCGACAAAUACAAGCAACAGUGAGUCCUGGAUUUAAUUUGUACACACAAAUUCAAAAUUGGCCCGAAUGGGGUCAACCUUGACAUAAUCUAAAUAAUAUAUUCGACUAAUGAGUCAGAUUUUUUUAAAAUAUCAGUUAACUAAAAUGUCAUGUUAUUAAUGUUUCUUUUUAUUGUUUUUUAAUAUUUGAAUAAAAUGAAAUAUGUAGAUUAAAAGCUA